This is a messenger RNA of Acanthosepion pharaonis, 768 nucleotides long. Lineage: Eukaryota; Metazoa; Mollusca; Cephalopoda; Sepiida; Sepiidae. The record is from the annotation of a GenBank genome assembly.
AUGACCUUUGUCAUUCAAUUUUUCUUUUCCUUUCCUCUUUUAACGUUUUUUUCACUAUUUUUUCAUUCUUUUCUCUUUUUUUUUUUUUUACCGUUAACCUUUCUUUCUAUAUUUCUUUCUGUUUUUCUAUCUUUCUGUAUCUUUAUAUCUUUCUUUCUAUCUAUUUUUCGUUUUAUCUUUCUUUUUUUAUCUAUCUUUCUUUCUCUCUAUUUUUCUAUCUUUCUCUUUAUCUAUUUUUCUUUCUUUCUACUUUUCUUUCUACUUUUCUUUCUUUGUAUCUUUCUUUCUACCUUUUCUAUAUAUCUGUCUAUUUUUCUUUGUAUCUUUCUUUUGUCUAUUUUUCUUUCUAUCUUGCUUUCUUUCUUAAUCUUUCUAUUUCUAUUUUUCUUCAUUUUUAUUUUUUCCUUUUUGUCUAAACAUUUUCUUUCUUUUCUCUUUUGUUUUCUUCGUCUUUGUUCGUUUAUUGCCGAUGGUGGCAUCGGGAAUCGUGACCGAAUGAGGAUGGUCUCACCCUCUCCUUCAUACCCUCCAUUACCCAAUAAUCAAUCUCCGACAUUCCCGUCACUCAGCAACCCUGGCUGGAAUCUACCGAAAUACACAUCCCUAACAUCUAUCUAUCUAUCUAUCUAUCUAUCUAUCUAUCUAUCUAAUGUGUGGCUGUAUCUCUGCUCUAUUCCUAUGCAUAUGCCUCUGUUCAUAUCUAUCUAUCUAUCUAUCUAUCUAUCUAUCUAUCUAUCUAUCUAUCUAUCUGUCAAAAGAUUACAAUAA